CUUCCCCCAUCGAAUCAUCGGCUCGAACCACCUCCCACCUGGUUCCUGAUGUCCGGGGGUCAUGUACAUUCCAGGCCAUCCCUUCUUUCCCAUGGAGCAUGGAUAUACACCAGCGGGGAGGGGCGAUGUUACCUUUUCAAUCUCUCAAGUCCUUUCUUAUGCAGGUUCGGGCACACCGUGAUCCUGUAUCCUGAUCAGACUCGCUGGAAUUUUUCCAGCUGGGCUAUGCUACCCGGGAUCAAGACUGCGAUCCUGCUGAAGAGUUGGGGUGUGAUUUGGAUAAUAGUCUUCUCAGGAACAGGUUCUUAAAGGGAUGGUGUCCGGGCUGAGAAGCAUCGUCUGUUCUCUCGGAACUCGGCAAUUUUGAGGUAUAAUUCUGUCCAAGUCACUUCACUAAACAACCUCGGCUGGGAUAGAUAUCCCAACGUAAAACAUUAUUAAACAUCUUCUGAGCAAGGAAAGCUUUACCGACUUACUAUACAAGCUCCCACAGACCAACGCUGAACCAUGCGGCACUUGAUACUAUACAUGGCGACGCUCGCCCCUCUCACAACCUCUCUAGUCCAAUCCACAGCAAUCAUCCCAUCAUACGUCUACGAGUAUGCCCCUCUAGUCUGGCUACACAGCCAAGAUGCAUACCGACCCGGCGACAUGCAAGCACAGCUUGACCAUACUACACCCGAGGUCAAUUGGACCGCCAUCCAAGGCGCACCAUCACCACUCACACUGAACAAUCUUGACCAGCUCAAUAGCCUGGGGAAUACGAGUGUGUACCUCACGUCCCACGAGGGCAUCACUGCCAGCCCCGAGCCAGCUUGGUUUCGGGGUAUCAUGCCCGAUGCAGAGGGACGGAUUAGUAAUGGUACUGGGUGUGCGAUUAUCGUCGUUGAUCAUGGGAAGGGGAAUGUUGAUGCGUUUUACUUUUAUUUCUAUCCGUACAAUAAGGGUGAUAUCGUACUAGGCAUGGAAUUUGGUGAUCACAUCGGCGACUGGGAACACAACAUGAUCCGCUUCGCCAACGGUACCCCCCAAGCGAUAUGGUUCAGUCAACACGCCAGCGGCCAAGCCUUUACAUACAACGCCCUCGAAAAGAAAGGCAAACGACCCUACUCCUACUCGGGAAACGGAACCCACGCCAACUACGCCGUGAAGGGCCAACACGACCACACAAUCCCAGGCCUCAACCUCCCCACCGGCUUCCUCCUCGACUACACUGACCGCGGCCCCCUCUGGGAUCCCACCCUCAACGCCUACGCCUAUACGUACGAUCCCACCACCGGCAUUUUCACGCCAUCUUCUCCGGACACCCCCGUCGCAUGGCUAGAAUUCAAUGGUCGAUGGGGUGAUGACCAACCACCCGGGGAACCGACGAUUUUCGGGGAGGCAAAGUACGUUGCUGGCCCGGAUGGGCCGAAAUUCAAGACGUUGGAUCGGAAAUACGUGUGUCCGUCGACGCCGUGUGUUGUUCUACCAUUUAGGAUUUUUGCGGAGUGAUACCCGUAUGUGGGAGUGUGUUUGACAUUAAACUGUGAUGAGUCCCGGAUGGCGAUGGUGACGGAUGGUUGUACCACCUGCAGCUAUGUUAUAUAUUUGUGGGGGUUUCCGUGUGGCAUACGCGAACGAUGAUGAUGAGUAGCAAUAUCUGCCCUAAUUGAUGGACAAUUACAUAUGAAAAACAAAUUAUCAAGGAG
This is a messenger RNA of Penicillium brasilianum, 1691 nucleotides long. Lineage: Eukaryota; Fungi; Ascomycota; Eurotiomycetes; Eurotiales; Aspergillaceae. The record is from the annotation of a GenBank genome assembly.